AUGCGUUUUCUUCCCAUCAACCUGUCCACCAUCCUGGUGGAACUGCCUAAUCUCGAUCAGACACUGGCACUCUUUGCUUCCCUCCAAGCCCAGCCGAUUGCUGCCAUCCAGGAAAUCGUUCCAGCUGCCUGCACCCUACUGAUCAAGUUUCACUCGGAAACCGUCACUGCAGAGGUUCUGACUGCCCAGAUCAGCCAGCGAGAUCUCUCCACUCCAGUUCAUCGGGUGGACCGCGAGGUGGAAAUCCCCGUCCACUAUGACGGCGAAGACCUUGCCGCGAUUGCUGAGCUCACGGGGCUCAGCGUGGACGAAGUCAUCCAACGCCAUACGAACAGCACAUACACCGUGGCGUUCUGUGGCUUUGCACCCGGCUUCAGCUAUCUCGUCGGCGGGGAUCCCCGGCUGAACGUGCCACGCCGCUCAAACCCACGAACUCGUAUUCCAGCCGGCUCGGUGGGCCUGGCGGGCUGCUUCAGCGGUGUGUAUCCACAGAGCAGCCCAGGCGGCUGGCAACUGAUCGGCACCACAUCGGUGAAGAUGUGGGAUCUGAAUCGCAGCCCGAGCGCGCUCCUUCAGCCCGGCUAUCGAGUGCGUUUUGCCGAUGCGAGAAACAAGAAGAUUGCCCACAGUGCCACUUCUUCCACGAUCCCUUCAGUAACUCCUGUCCGCGAGAGCACUCCACAUUUCAAAGUCCUCUCUGCGUUUAUCCCCGCGCUGUUUCAAGACCUCGGUCGGUUGGGCCAAUCAAAGCAGGGGGUAUCUGCCUCGGGUGCCUUGGAUCGACUGGCUUUCAAAGCUGUCAACCGGGCCGUGGGCAAUCCAGCUGAGACGGCGUGUCUGGAGAUCGUCUCGGGCUUUUCGUUCCACAGCAAUGGCCGUGCCGUCGUGGCCUUCGGUGGGUCAUCCUGUCCAAUCACCGUCCAGGAUGUGCGCGGCCACGAGAUCCAUCCCACAAUCUACCAGCCGAUUUCUGUGGAGCCUGGCGAUGUUGUGCGACUCGGCCAACCGAAAAAGGGCAUGCGAUGCUAUCUCGCCGUCCGUGGUGGCUUCACCACCGAGCCAGUCAUGGGCAGCUUUGCUACCGAUACGCUGGCUGGUAUCGGCCCAGCGCCAGUCACCGCUGGCGCACUGCUGGGCCUGGCAAAUGACACCCACGGGCUGACCAGUGUGUCGCUGAGCCAAGGCCCGGCCUUCGAUCUGCCUUCCGCUGGAGAUGUCGUGACUCUGGACGUGGUCCUUGGGCCUCGCACUGAUUGGUUUACCGACAAAGGGCUCGAGGUAUUCACGCAGCAGCUCUGGAAAGUGACCGCACUAUCCAGCCGUGUGGGGAUGCGAUUGUCCGGAAAUGCCGCCAUCGAGCGCAAAGACAUCACAGUUGAGCUGCCCAGCGAAGGAACUGCCACUGGCGCCAUUCAGGUGCCCCCAACCGGCCAGCCGGUGCUGUUUCUGGCGGACCAUCCGCUCACUGGUGGAUACCCAGUGAUCGGCGCUGUUGCGGAACAUCAUCUGGAUCUCGCCGGCCAGCUUCCGGUCAAUACAAAGAUCAGCUUCCGCCCCAUCACGGCUUUUUCCGAAAUCCAUCCUGGCUGUCAAUCAUGA
Aspergillus wentii DTO 134E9 is the source of this 1599-nucleotide messenger RNA. RefSeq lists its product as uncharacterized. The transcript has a single exon. Lineage: Eukaryota; Fungi; Ascomycota; Eurotiomycetes; Eurotiales; Aspergillaceae. The record is from RefSeq and is a predicted model, not a curated record. Bases 1 to 1599 code for a protein of 532 amino acids.